AUGGCGACGCAGGACCUAGAUGACGGGAACACUGUUUGUAAUGGCCUCCGGGAGACGGAGGAGAAUGCUCUUUGGUUGGAUGUGCUGGAAGCGGCAUACGGCGUCAAAGACUGCCACCAAGCUCUUCAUGCCAUGCCCGAUUUUUUGGGCCGCUUCUUAGUCAGAGACUUCGAUUACAAGGGCUUCCGGCGUGUCCUCGGACAUGAAGUUAGUGACGACGGUGACGAGGAGUUUGGAGCCCAACUCGAUGCCGACUUGCAAGCUGCCACGACGUUGAUGCUGCGGCUGGUGAUGACCAUCGCCAAAAGUCAGGCUCUAGAGCCCGCGGACUGGCAGGAGGCAAGCGCUGCUUGCGGCAAAGCAGUGCGUACCCUUCCUUCGUGUUACCGCCUGCAGCGGCAGCUUCCGGGCGCUUUGAACGAUGCCAGAACCUUGUGCCAUCUGGAGGAGGGACAGAGUCUUUUUGAAGGGCGACAUGGCAUUGCUUGGAGUGAUGUCCAGGCCCUUCUUGCGAAGGACGGUGAUGUUGUUUGGUCCGAGUCUGUGGUCCCCGUUUCCACUGUUCUGGACCUCGUGCGUAGGCUGUCCCUAGGUUUGGACAAUUGGAAGUAUGAAGGCUUCAAGCGUGGCUGGCAGGUUCCAAGCUUGAAAGUUCGAGAGUUUGAAAACUUGACAGAUCGAAAGUACUUGUACGAAGGUUUGCAAAUUGACAAGGACUGCGCUUGCAUGGAACUUUUGCACAGCGGGUAUCCCACCGUCUCCAAGAAGAUUGAAGAUGUGAAUGCCGCGACCGGCAAGGUGGCCAGGGCGGCCCUGCUGAAAGAGUUGCGUCAAGAGGCCAAGGCCACCCAAGUCGCCAGUUUCCCGUUGUCCUUGCAGGACUCCGGCGAAGCAGCCGGGCCGUGCAGGUAUCUUUGGCUCGGAACAUUGGCACCCUGUGCACAUGCACAGACGUACACACUCAGGUUGGAGCUCAUUUGGCAAGGGAAUGGUGAUGAGGCCUUACCCAAGUUGCAGAACGGCGUAUUGCGAGUGAAUGGAGUGCAGGCGGAAAGUCAGGGCAGCUGUGGCUCAGGUGCUGCAGUGCGGACACGAAGGAGCCUUGUUCCGCGGGGUGUCGCGGAGCGCCUGACGAGCUGGUUGGCUUGGUACAGAUCGAUCACCCUCCUCCUCUCGCCGGAGCAGUUAGAUGCCUUGCCCUUCAUUUGUCUCUUGCUGAUUGACGGGUGUCGGACCGGAUUGGCGGACUUUGUGCGCGUGAUCCAGAUGCCGCUGGGCCUUCUAGGCUGUGGGGCGUUGCUGGCUGCUUCCUCGCUGCCUUCAACUUGGCUCCUGGCUGCUGCAGGGAGGCUCUGGGCAAGGAGAGAGCGUGGUGGCAGUGGCUGGUUGUGGGUCUUCUGGCUGGGCUUUCCGAGCUUUGCAGAUUCCUGGAGUGGUGCCGUUUGGUCCGCCUGGCCGCGUGGAGCACCUUGCUACCAGGGUGCAUGGCAGGCAGUGCAGGGUAUUGUCGCGGCUACUCAACCAACAAAGCGCGAAGAGGAUCGCUAUCCUGAACUGUCGCGCUGCAGCCACUGCUGGGACUGGGUUGCUACUACAUCCUGCACGACAUGGCGAAGACGGACAUAUUGCUCCGACUGCACUGAAGGUUGGGAGGCCUAUCAGGCUACCCGUCGGAGGCAGACAGGUGAGGACGAGCCAGAGCUGACACCAAGAAGC
Molecule: messenger RNA, 1716 nt
Organism: Symbiodinium necroappetens
Lineage: Eukaryota; Dinophyceae; Suessiales; Symbiodiniaceae
Source: the annotation of a GenBank genome assembly